CCUAAAAUGUUUUAUCAAAUGACUUAAUUUUGCUAUUUUUUAGACAUUUUUACUGUAUUUUUUAUAAAUUACGAAACUAAAUCCCGAUUGUGUCUAGACGCGUCUAAUUUCUUUGUUGAGUUUUUAUAAUCAGCGGCAAUUUUUAAUGAUGACUAUCCGUUAACCGUAACAUGGAAAUCGACCCGAACAACACUCAAACGGCGGGUCGCGAGACGGGUCGAUGCAUGUCGGUGGCGGCAAUGCAGGCGCUACACCGACUGCGCGAGUGUCGGCUACUGUGCGAUGCCAUCGUGAGAGCUGAUGAUGGCGCAGCCUUUCCCGUGCAUCGCGCUAUACUCUCGGCCUGCAGUCCUUACUUCCUGGCUUUGUUUACGACUACUUUGCAUUCCCGAGAACAAAGUGACGUUCUGAUAUCCGGCGUUCGAUCUGAAAUUCUAUUGCUGCUAAUCGAAUAUGCGUAUCUCCGCCGCAUUGAUGUCACCGAUACCAAUGUCCAUGAACUGCUUAUGACUGCUGACUACUUGGCUUUCCUUGGCGUCCUUCAACUUUGCUGUGACCAUCUCAGAGUCUCCCUUAGUCCAAAAAACUGCCUCGGAAUCAUGAUGUUUGCCAGACGAGUGUUUUGCUACAAACUGGAAGGUGAUGCAAGACGAUAUCUUCUCCGCUAUUUCGUAACAGUUGCCACACAGAGUGAUGAGUUUCUUCACUUAGGGCUUGAGGAGCUCAACAGCAUUAUUUUAGAGGAUGAAUUGAAUGUAAAAAGUGAAGAGGCAGUAUGGGAAUCAGUUUUACGCUGGGUAAAUUAUGAUCCGGAUGCUAGAUGGCAGCACACAGUUAAACUAAUGGGCAGUAUUCGACUUGGAUUACUUGAUACGCAGUUCUUUUUGGAAAACGUAAAGGACCAUCCAUACGUAACGGGAAAUGAAAAUUCGCGUCCUAUAAUUAUUGAGACACUCAAAUUUCUGUAUGAUUUGGAGAUGAUCGCACAACGUGAUGGGGAAGUUGCAACUCCAGAGAUUGCACGUCCAAGAGUUCCACAUGAGGUUCUGUUUGCAAUCGGUGGGUGGAGUGGUGGGUCUCCUACAGCAUUUAUUGAGACCUAUGACACGAGAGCUGAUCGCUGGAUAAAGGUGGAAGAAGUGGACCCUGCAGGACCUCGCGCAUAUCAUGGAACAGCAGUGCUCGGUUUUUGUAUUUACGUGAUUGGAGGCUUUGACGGAAUGGAUUAUUUUAACUCGUGUCGUUGCUUCGACGCUGUUACGAAAUCAUGGCGUGAGGUUGCGCCAAUGAAUGCGCGUCGAUGCUACGUUUCCGUAGCGGUUAUUGGUGAGACCAUCUACGCUAUGGGUGGCUACGACGGCCAUCAUCGGCAAAAUACCGCAGAGAAAUUUAACCACAGAACCAACCAGUGGUCCUUGGUGGCACCCAUGAAUGCGCAAAGAUCAGAUGCAAGCGCCGCUUCUUUAGAUAAUAAAAUUUACAUUACUGGUGGAUUCAACGGGCAGGAAUGUAUGAAUAGUGUAGAAGUAUAUGAUCCAGACACGAAUCAGUGGACUAAUUUAGCUCCGAUGAGGUCAAGAAGAUCCGGAGUCUCCUGCAUUGCGUACCAUACCAAGAUUUACGUCAUAGGCGGUUUCAACGGCAUUUCGCGUAUGUGUAGUGGGGAAGUAUACGAUCCGGCCACGAACGCAUGGUCACCUGUCCCUGAUAUGUACAACCCAAGGAGCAACUUUGCAAUAGAAGUAAUCGAUGAUAUGAUUUUUGCUAUCGGAGGUUUCAACGGUGUCACAACGAUUUAUCAUGUUGAGUGUUAUGAUGAGAAAACUAAUGAGUGGUACGAGGCAACUGACAUGAACAUCUAUCGUUCAGCAUUAUCUGCGUGCGUUAUCAUGGGCCUACCCAACGUAUACGACUAUAUACACAAACAUCGCGAGCGUUUAAUGGAAGAGAAACGACAGAAGAUUCUCCUUUCGGAGACCGCAAGGCAUCCACAGCAUCGUACUGCUUUACCAGAUGUUCACCUAAUGGAAGACAACGAAGACAUGCUAGAGCAGCUUGGGCUUAUGGAUAACCACAACAAUAUAGAUAUACCCGCACCGCCCCCACCACCCCCACCCCCCCAACAUCCCAUUCAGCCGAUGGAGCAGGACCGGAACUGAACCGGUACCAAAAGCUGAUAGUAUCAAUAGCCAGAACAUCUAGUCAGUAUUAAUAAUAUUGAGUUAUCGUUAUUCAAAUUAAUGCCUAAAGUUCAACCUGAAAAUUGUUUCGUAGCCGUAUUAUUUUUAAAAUAUUUACAAUUAUUUUAGUAAUUUGCAAUAUUUUAAUAUGUGAUUGAUUUAAUUUCCUAAUGUGAAUCAUACCUGUUUUUUUGGAAUAGUUUUUGAAAUUGUAUAAAUUUUUUAG
Pieris rapae (cabbage white) is the source of this 2406-nucleotide messenger RNA. RefSeq names its product kelch-like protein 10 (gene klhl10). NCBI's taxonomy places the organism in Eukaryota, Metazoa, Arthropoda, Insecta, Lepidoptera, Pieridae. The record is from RefSeq and is a predicted model, not a curated record. The transcript is spliced from 13 exons. Gene Ontology annotation, molecular function: protein binding. Bases 171 to 2159 code for a protein of 662 amino acids.